This is a messenger RNA of Protopterus annectens (West African lungfish), 972 nucleotides long. Its product is annotated as olfactory receptor 6N1-like. NCBI's taxonomy places the organism in Eukaryota, Metazoa, Chordata, Ceratodontiformes, Protopteridae. Gene Ontology annotation, molecular function: olfactory receptor activity; G protein-coupled receptor activity. The record is from RefSeq and is a predicted model, not a curated record. Gene Ontology annotation, cellular component: membrane. The coding region runs from base 1 to 972 and encodes 323 amino acids. The transcript has a single exon. Gene Ontology annotation, biological process: G protein-coupled receptor signaling pathway.
AUGGCAGCCAUGAAAGAAUUCAAUCAGACUGCAGCCCAUGUUUCGUACUUCAUUAUCUCUGGAUUUCCAGAACUCCAGGACUGGCCAUCCCAGACCAUCCUCUUCUCUGUGUUUCUUCUGAUAUACAUUGCAACGCUUUUGGAAAAUAUCAUGUUUGUGGUAAUUAUCAAGCUAGAUGAAAAUCUGCAUUCCCCCAUGUAUGCUUUCAUCUUCCAGCUGGCUCUCCUGGACCUAUCCAUUCCUUCAGUAACUGUACCUGAAAUGCUGCACUAUUUAUUGACUAAAGACAAUGCCAUAGGAUUUGUUGCUUGUAUUUUCCAAAUGUCUCUAUUCAGAAUAUUCAAUACCACAGAGGGACUGAUUUUGACUGUUAUGGCAUAUGACCGAUACCAAGCUAUAUGCAACCCACUUCAUUAUCAUUCAGUAAUGACCAUCAAGUAUGCUUCCUGGUUGUCCAUCUACUGUUGGACUGCUGCUGUUGCAACUGUAGUUCCUUCAGUUUAUUUAACUCUUGUUACUCCUUUAUGUGGCCGCAAUGUGAUUUUAAAUUUUUAUUGUGAUUACUCAUCCAUUACUGCACUAGCCUGUGGUGAUACAAGGUUCCAUUCAGCUAUUAGUUUGUCAUUGGGUCUGAUUUCCAUGUUUACCAUAUUAGGCUUUGUUACUUUUUCAUAUGCCCAAAUCCUUCUGCAAGUACUAGGUAUUGCUUCCCCUGAAGACCGUUGGAAAGCCUUUUCAACUUGUGCCAGCCAUCUAUUUGUCAUCUCUGUAUUCAUGUUGGUUACUGUAUUUGUUGCUAUCUGUUCUAGAAUAUUAAAUAUUUCAGACAAUGCAGUUAUAAUGGCAGCUGUGGUACAGAAUAUUCUUCCACCACUGGCCAAUCCCAUAAUUUACUGUCUAAAAACAAAGGAGAUCAGAAGAAGUUUAGUGAAACUUGUAAAAAGAAGUGUAAUUGGAUCCCAUGGCCGUUAA